Exaiptasia diaphana is the source of this 1401-nucleotide messenger RNA. RefSeq lists its product as uncharacterized. The record is from RefSeq and is a predicted model, not a curated record. The coding region runs from base 161 to 1018 and encodes 285 amino acids. Lineage: Eukaryota; Metazoa; Cnidaria; Anthozoa; Actiniaria; Aiptasiidae. The transcript is spliced from 7 exons.
CCGUUUUACAGAUUGGGCUUCCUGUGCUUUCACUUGAUUUUUGUGCAUGUUAAUUAAAGUUGUUUUGCUUGCACUGGUUGCAAGAAUGAUGAGUUUAUCACAUACGUACUAUUCGUAUACCGAUACAAAUGGAAAAUUGAAAUACUAGAACCCUUUUAAGAUGAGUAAUCUAGAAGAAGAUGUCGAAAGAGGUCAAAUAUUUGAAUCUACAGCAGGGGAGAGUGCUUCGACGUCGUAUCGUGGGGAGGACUUUUUAGAAGAAACUCUUCAAUUUGUUGAUUCAAGUUAUAUCGAUGAUACAAUGGAUAAUGAAACAAAUAACAAAGACAGUUUACAAACGAUUUCGAAGCUAAAAAGUAGUAGUGGAGAAUCCGAGGAUUUAUAUUCUGACGAUGAUUUUGAAUCCACAGAGUACAACGACUCCACAAAGGAACUCUCCACAGACAUUACUACAGAGGUAUUCACAGACAACAUCGAGGAAAUAGAAGCCAAAGAGCAAUUUCUUAAACAGAAAAUUGAUAUUUUGAAAAAUAAACCAUUAAGCUUAAACAACCAUGUCGUACAAAUAACAGAUCAAAGACUUCAAUCUUAUGAAUACAACACAAGAAAGAUUAAUGUUUUAAGAAACAAGUUUAAGUCAAAGAAAGUGAAACAAAMUACAGAGCAAUCUCUGAAGUCUAAUACUCAAAAAGUCCUGAAAAAUACAAGAAAAUUGGAGCAACUGAAAAUAGAAAAUACCAUUUUUGAGGUGGAAAAGAAAAUUGCUAGUCCAUUACAUCAACCAAGGAAAUGCAAAACAUGCAGACAGAUGCRUAGCAAACUAAGUGAAAAUGAAUAUGUAAAAAGGAAAACUGCUCAACUCAGCAAACAACAAUUCUCUGAUGAUUUAGAGAAACAUCUUUAUCAGAAGGAUUCUGUCACACUUAUUGCAGACAUCAUUAACUCUGGUCCAAAMUCAAGUGACCCACCACAAGAAAUUUGGGAUAGGCUGUUAAGAAAGGGAAAAUCUACCUGUUAACGUCAUUAGCAAUAUAACUUCAUAGAGCUCGUUUUAUACUGGAUUUAUUUAUAAGUGACAAUAUAUUAUUUGAAUUUUAGUACUGCAAUAAUGAUCCCAUUUCGAGUGGGAUUUAAGACAAUACAUGUUUAGAAUAAAAUGUCCAUUCAGAGCAAGAAUAACAAAUUACUGGCAGUAUUGCAGAGUUAAUCCAAUGCUGUUCAAUUCACUGCAAUUAUCCAUCUAGAAUUGUGUCUUUUUAACACUUUCUGGCUUAGAAAAGUAACAUCUUUUCCAUCCAACAUAACUACCACAGAUAUGCUUCUGUUAAAGGGACACUGUCAAUGGAUGACAUGCGCAGUAACAGUCUCACCUCUAACGGACUUUGAAAGUAUUACCUUCGA